Messenger RNA from Glycine soja, 1009 nucleotides. RefSeq names its product gluconokinase-like. Gene Ontology annotation, molecular function: gluconokinase activity. Gene Ontology annotation, cellular component: cytoplasm. The record is from RefSeq and is a predicted model, not a curated record. The coding region runs from base 129 to 710 and encodes 193 amino acids. Lineage: Eukaryota; Viridiplantae; Streptophyta; Magnoliopsida; Fabales; Fabaceae. The transcript is spliced from 4 exons.
UAUUUCAUUGUCUUCGUGCAUAUGAUAUAAUAUAAUAUCUAUGUACUUUUCAAGGUUCUCUCAAUUUUUCAGGUUCCAAAAGUCAAUAUACAAUUUCUGAUCUCUGCGUUCCAAUCUAAUUGAUCAAUAUGCCUUCAAACGAUGGUGUAGUUAUCGUGGUCAUGGGUGUCAGCGGUGCUGGAAAAACCACAAUAGGUCGGAAACUGGAAAAAGAGUCGAAAUAUAAGUAUCUUGAUGCUGAUGAUUUUCACUCAGAAUCAAACAAAGAAAAGAUGCGUAUGGGAAUCCCACUUACAGAUGAAGAUCGGAUGCCAUGGUUUGAAUCACUACGCGAUGCCAUAAAAGAAUACUUAAAUAACAAAAAGGGUCUGAUUCUUGGCUGUUCUGCUUUGAAGAAGGAAUAUAGAGAAAUUCUUAGAUCAGGUGACCUUAGUUAUAAAUGGGGGACUUAUGCAAGUGCUGUCAACUUCAUUCUGUUGGAUGCUCCUGCUGAAGUGCUGAGUGUUCGAGUAAAUAAGAGAGCUGCAGAAGGAAAACAUUAUAUGCCUGCAUCUCUUCUGCAAUCACAGUUAGAUUUGCUUGAGAUUGAUGAGUCUGAGGGAGUACUUAGAGUUGAUGCUACUUUGAGACCCCAAGCCAUUGUAAACACCAUUCUAAACAUGAACCAGUUUCAGGGAUGUUUCAAUGUUGAUUUUGUGGAGCCUCAUUGAUAAAUUGGGAUCAUUAUUUCAGGUUUCAAAUAUAGUUUGUACAAAUAAAUGGAAGAAUGGGAUUAUGCAUGAAAGAAAGGUUGAAGGGAAUGGUUCAGAGUAUGAUAACCAAUAGUAAAAAAGGAGCAAGCUGUAAAUAUGAAUUUUUAACAUUCCCUAGAUUGAUUCAUGCCAUUCUAUUUCUUUUUCACCAUAUGAUGUAUAUAUAGAAAAUUGCAUGUCUCAAUAGACCAUUGUUUUGUAACUGAAUUUUUUCUUAUUAUCAUUUAAUUAAACUUUAAUGAUGUGGCGAUUGAACA